This is a messenger RNA of Gadus morhua (Atlantic cod), 2575 nucleotides long. RefSeq names its product BOP1 ribosomal biogenesis factor (gene bop1). Gene Ontology annotation, cellular component: preribosome, large subunit precursor; PeBoW complex. The record is from RefSeq and is a predicted model, not a curated record. Lineage: Eukaryota; Metazoa; Chordata; Actinopteri; Gadiformes; Gadidae. Gene Ontology annotation, biological process: ribosome biogenesis; maturation of LSU-rRNA from tricistronic rRNA transcript (SSU-rRNA, 5.8S rRNA, LSU-rRNA). The transcript has 16 exons. Gene Ontology annotation, molecular function: protein binding; ribonucleoprotein complex binding. The coding region runs from base 109 to 2400 and encodes 763 amino acids.
CGGAAGUGUAUCGUCUGAACUGUGACCCUGUCCCACGUUGUCCGCGGUGUGGCUGUCGGCGGAGUGUUGUGAGUGUUGUGAGUGUGACCCGUUACUGAGACACACAACAUGCCGACAACAAGCGACCAGGACGCUAAAGUAGAGCCGCGGGCCGCCAUGAGCAAGACCCCGGAGAAGAGGAGCAAGACAUCGGAGAAGAGGAGCAAGACCCCGGAGAAGAGGAGAGCCGAGGAGGAGGAGGAUGAGGAGGAGGAACUGCUCCCAGUGGAUGUCGAGGGUUCCUCGCUGGCUCUCGAGGGCUCCUCAGACAGCGAGGAGAGUUUGUUCUCCGGCCUUGAGGAAUCCGGCAGCGACAGUGAGGAAGACGAUGAGGAUGAGGAAGAGGAAGGUGUUCCUGGGAGCGCAGUGGACCCCGACGGUGGGAACUCUCAGGAAACGGUAGAGGAAGGAGAAGAGAGGGGGAUGACAGAGAAGGAGAGAGCCCUCCUCAAGGACAAAACGGACGAAUACGACCACGACUCAUCGGACGAAGAGGACAUCAGGAACACGGUCGGGAACAUCCCCAUGGAAUGGUACAAGGACUUCCCUCACAUUGGCUAUGACCUGGACGGGAAGAAGAUCCUCAAGCCAAUCAGGAACAAGGAUGAACUCGAUGACUUCCUGGACAAGAUGGAGAACCCUGAUUACUGGCGGACCGUCCCGGACAAGCAGACAGGAAGUGAGAUCGUCCUCACAGACGACCAGGUGGACCUCGUCCACCGCCUGCAGAGAGGACAGUUUGGAGAUGUCAACUUUAACCAGUACCAGCCCACGGUGGAGUUCUUCAGCGGGGAGGUGAUGAUCCACCCGGUGACCAACCGACCCGAGGACAAGCGCAGCUUCAUCCCCUCGCUGAUCGAGAAGGCCAAGGUGUCCAAGCUGGUCCACGCCAUCAAGAUGGGCUGGAUCCGCCCCCGGCGCUCCAAGGAGGAGCGGGCCGAGGAGGCGGGGCGCUACUACGACCUGUGGGCCAGCGAGGACCCCAACGCCAUCCUGGGACGCCACAAGAUGCACGUCCCGGCGCCCAAGCUGAGGCUGCCGGGCCACGAGGAGUCGUACAACCCCCCCCCGGAGUACCUGCUGAGCGAGGAGGAGCGUCUGGCCUGGGAGCAGCUGGACCCCGAGGACAGGAAGACGACGUACCUGCCCAGGAAGUUCUCCUGUCUGCGCGCCGUGCCCUCGUACUCGCGCUUCAUCCACGAGCGCUUCGAGAGGUGCCUGGACCUCUACCUGUGUCCCCGGCAGAGGAAGAUGAGGGUCAACGUGAAUCCAGAGGAUUUGAUUCCAAAGCUUCCAAAACCCAAAGACCUGCAGCCCUUCCCUACGACCCAGUCACUGGUAUACCGCGGUCACACGGGCUUGAUUCGCUCCAUCAGUGUUUCUCCAACUGGCCAGUGGCUUCUCUCAGGCAGUGAUGACGGCACGGUGCGGUUCUGGGAGGUGGUUUCUUCCCGCUGCUUGAAGACGGUCCAGGUGGGCGGAGCCGUGAGGAGCGUCGCCUGGAACCCCAACCCAGCGGUCUGUCUGGUGGCCGUCGCUGUUGGUUGUGACGUGUUACUGCUGUGUCCCUCCCUGGGCGACCGGCUGCUGAUUGGCUCCACCGAGCAGCUCCUCUCUUCCUAUCAGCCGCCAGAAGAGAAGGGGGAGGAGCUUGUCGUCUGGACGACCGCUGAAGGGGAGGAGCAUAGCCAGGGCGUACGCCUGAGACUCACACAUCCCAAGGCGGUGCAGCAGGUGGUGUGGCACUCUAAGGGCGACUACCUGUCCUCCGUGAUGCCCCAGCCCUCCAGCCACCUGCAGGUGCUGGUGCACCAGGUGAGCCGGAGGCGGAGCCAGAACCCGUUCCGCCGCAGCAAGGGCCUGGUGCAGUGCGUAUCCUUCCACCCGCUGAGGCCCUACUUCUUCGUGGCCACGCAGCGCUCCGUCCGCGUCUACAACCUCAUCAAGCAGGAGAUGACCAAGAAGCUGCAGGCCAACUCCAAGUGGAUCUCCAGCAUGGCCGUGCACCCCGCAGGGGACAAUGUGAUCUGUGGGAGCUACGACUGCCGCCUGGCCUGGUUCGACCUCGACCUCUCAACCAAACCCUACAAGAUGCUCCGGCACCAUAAGAAGGCGGUGAGGGGCGUGGCCUAUCACCCCAGCUACCCGCUGUUCGCCUCCGCCUCUGACGACGGCUCUGUCAUCGUCUGUCACGGGACCGUGUACAACGACCUGCUCCAGAACCCGCUCAUCGUCCCCGUGAAGGUGCUCCGGGGUCACACUGUGACCAACGACCUCGGAGUUCUGGACGUGACCUUUCACCCCAGCCAACCCUGGCUCUUCUCCUGCGGCGCAGACGCAACCAUCAGGCUCUUCACCUAGUCGCCCCCGGCAACCACAUCAGCCUCGUCCCCAUCCCCCGGUCGCCCCCCGGCAACCGUCAGCCUCAUCCCCGGAAACCAUCGGGCUGUUCACCUAGUCGCCCCCCGGCAACCAAGCGUGUCAUCUGUCUUCUGUCGGCUGUUCUGUUUUUAAUAAAGCUCAGUUUUUCUCAGUG